Penicillium vulpinum is the source of this 2910-nucleotide messenger RNA. Its product is annotated as putative UDP-glucose,sterol transferase. Bases 1 to 2910 code for a protein of 969 amino acids. The record is from RefSeq and is a predicted model, not a curated record. NCBI's taxonomy places the organism in Eukaryota, Fungi, Ascomycota, Eurotiomycetes, Eurotiales, Aspergillaceae. Gene Ontology annotation, molecular function: UDP-glycosyltransferase activity; hexosyltransferase activity. The transcript has 7 exons. Gene Ontology annotation, biological process: carbohydrate metabolic process.
AUGGCCACGGCAGGAGAAAAUUUGAGGCCCAGGUCCAGUCGCCAUGAGUCAAUCCGAUCGGAGGACUGGCCUGAGAGCAUCGCAAUGACUCUCUCCCCGCACCGUGAGCGGAAGCACAGUGGAGAAGGACGAAACGGCGGGGUUAAAAUCUUGAGUGAUGGCCGACUUGAUAUAAAGCUCAACGAGCAUAUGCCACAGCUCGCAGGCCUAUUGAAUCGCAUCCAAACAACAACUGCGCCACCAGACCUAGAGGCUUUAGAGAAUGAACCGACCCCAGAACCAAUACCAAAAGAUGAGGGGAAAGAUUUCCCACUGAAACUGAACAUCGUCAUUCAAGUUAUCGGAUCUCGAGGUGAUAUCCAACCGUUCGUUGCGCUAGGCAAAGAGUUGAAGGCAUAUGGACACCGCGUACGGCUAGCAACACACCUCAUUUUCCGGGAGUUUGUACUGGAGGGCGGCUUGGAGUUCUUCAACAUAGGUGGUGAUCCCGAGGAACUGAUGGCAUUUAUGGUCCAAAAUCCGUCCCUAUUACCCGCAUUCCGCACGAUUCGCAGCGGUGCCAUCCAGAAACGCCGGCGCGAAAUGAAGGAAAUUAUAUACGGCUGUUGGAGAUCAUGCAUUGAAACAGGCGACGGUACAGAUCUGCAUCAAAUCAAAGAGGACCCCUGGAGUGACGAGGUGGACUAUCGUCGAAGGCCGUUUGUUGCCGAUGCAAUAAUUGCUAACCCGCCCAGCUUGGGCCAUAUUCAUUGCGCGCAGCGGCUGGGAGUUCCACUUCAUAUGAUGUUCACAAUGCCCUGGUCGGCUACCCAGUCGUUUCCGCAUCCUUUAGCAGUUCUCCACCCACAGGAAUGCAAGCCAACGGUUGCAAACCUCGUGUCUUAUACCGUUGUAGAUAUGAUGAUUUGGGAAGGUUUGGGAGAUCUUGUCAACUCGUGGCGGAAAAAGUGUCUCGCACUUGAUCCGUUAGAUUCAAUUACAGCGCCAAGUUUACCCCAGCGCCUCGGUAUUCCAUUCUCAUAUCUGUGGUCGCCAGCAUUAUUGCCAAAGCCCCGUGACUGGGCUGAUCAUAUCGAUAUUUGUGGGUUCAGCGUGCUACCUUCAGAGUCAGACUAUAAACCCCCGAAAGAGAUCGCCGAUUUUCUUAAAGCAGGACCCACUCCACUCUACGUUGGAUUCGGCUCUAUUGUGGUGGAAAAUCAAAUCAAACUAACCCAGAUCGUGUUCGAAGCGAUAAAGAACGCCGGCCAGCGUGCAAUCAUCUCAAAAGGCUGGGGAAACCUCGGAGUCGACGAGGUCGAUGUGCCAGAUAAUAUCCUCAUCAUCGGCAGCGUACCACAUGACUGGUUAUUCCGGCAUGUAUCAUGCGUAAUUCACCAUGGUGGUGCGGGUACCACAGCCGCAGGGCUUGCUCUUGGACGUCCAACCAUUAUCGUCCCCUUCUUUGGUGAUCAACAGUUCUGGGGAGGAAUCGUUGCGGCAGCUGGGGCCGGGCCUUUGCCUGUGCCUUACAAGCAACUAACAGUUGAAAAGUUGACCGAUGCCAUCAAGACGGCACUAAAACCUUCAACCCAAGAGAAAGCGCAAAAAAUUGCGAUGAAGAUGCAGACAGAAUCUGGUGUGCAGGAUGGAGUGCGCAGCUUCCAUAGGCAUCUCAAGUUGAAGACUUUACGAUGCGCAAUAUGUCCCACCCGUCCGGCUGUGUGGCACAUUAACCAGACUUCCAUCGGGCUCAGUGCGUUUGCUGCAGCAGUACUGGUUGAAAUGGGGGCCAUCAAACCAGAGAAUAUUGCUUUACACCGAACAUCCGAAUAUGACACAUACCGCAAUCCUGUAGGCCCUGUCAGCGCAGGAGCUCAGGUGCUAAUCGGGGCCAUUGCAAACUUUGUAACCGGGAUCGGUGAGGUGCCUUAUGAAAUCUUUACAGAUUUUGUCACCGCUGGUCGUGCAAUAGGUCAGACUCGUAAGGAGAAUGAUUCCUCGAGAAGAUUUUCAUGGCGGAGGAAACACCGCAGAAGUCAAGAUUCAAGCCUGGGUAGUGAUGAGGAGCAGUAUCACGAGUCUGCCGAGUAUCAACAGCCUGCUGCAAAUUAUCAGCCUUCCGAGCACCAACAGCCUGCCGAAAACUAUCAGCCUGCCGAGUAUCGCGAACCUGCUGAGUAUUAUGGGCCUGGUCAGUGCCAAGGACUUGGUGGGUCAAAUGACGAUAAUGAUGAUGGGAUAAGCCUCGAUACGAACGACGAUGCGGCCGACAACGCGAGAUACAACAAAAUGAACAAUAAUUUAUCAGCUAGUGCCGUUGGCCAGAAACAGGGCCUGCCGCUUGAUCAAUCAGAACUCUUGAGCUAUCUAGAGUCACCUCAGGGGACUGGUGUUAUCUACGAAAUACGCAAUCACAGCAGUCGAAUGUCGAAGAAAUUCUUGAAAAGCUUAAUUUGGCUCCCAACAGACCUUACGCUUAGCAUGUCCAAAGGAUUCCACAAUGCGCCGAAACUGUACCAUGACCAAAUGGUCACAGACACACCGAAAGUUGUUGGUUUCCGGAGUGGACUCCACGCAGCUGGAACGGAAUUUCGAGAUGGAUUUUACUACGGUAUCACGGGCCUGAUUACCCAGCCUCAGUAUGGUGCCAAGCAUCAAGGAGCGAAAGGGAUGUUUAAGGGAAUUGGGAAAGGAAUUGGCGGUGUUUUCCUUAAGCCCCCAGCAGGUCUCUGGGGACUCUUUGGAUAUCCCUUAGUUGGGCUUCGCAGAAAGCUGCAAAAAUCUUUAGGCAGGUCCCAGGAGCUUGGCAUUAUGGCAUCUCGGAUAGCGCAAGGUAUUGAAGAUAUGCAAGCAUCUACCCCUGACGAACGUGCAGAGGUUGCUAGAAAAUGGCACGUUCUUGAAGAAGAACUUCGUGCCUCUUACUGA